Osmerus eperlanus (European smelt) is the source of this 445-nucleotide messenger RNA. RefSeq names its product dipeptidyl aminopeptidase-like protein 6. The transcript is spliced from 4 exons. NCBI's taxonomy places the organism in Eukaryota, Metazoa, Chordata, Actinopteri, Osmeriformes, Osmeridae. The record is from RefSeq and is a predicted model, not a curated record. Gene Ontology annotation, molecular function: potassium channel regulator activity. Gene Ontology annotation, cellular component: voltage-gated potassium channel complex; plasma membrane. The coding region runs from base 30 to 386 and encodes 118 amino acids. Gene Ontology annotation, biological process: regulation of potassium ion transmembrane transport.
ACGACCUGGAGACCAAUGACAAUGUGCGGAUGACUCUGGAUGACCUGCAGAUGCCCAGAGUGGAGUACAAGGAGAUCAACAUCGAGGAUUACACCCUCACCAUGCAGAUCCUCAAGCCCGCCAGCUUUGUGGACACAGCACACUACCCCCUGCUGCUGCUUGUCGAUGGCACCCCCGGUGGCCAGAUGGUGUCGGAGCGCUUCGAGCUGGACUGGCCCACGGUGCUGGUGAGCAGCUUCGGGGUCAUCGUGGUGCGCUUCGACGGGCGCGGGCAGCGGCUUCCAGGGCACCAACCUGCUGCACCGCAUCCAGAAGAAGCUGGGCGUGUUCGAGGAGAGGGACCAGCUGGAGGCCCUGAGUAUCAUAUCGAGAGAACCGUACAUUGAUAAGACCAGGAUCGGAGCUUAUGGAAAGGUAAAGGGUGUUUUGUAUGCCGGAACAUUCC